AUGGGGGCUUCCGUGCAGAGGCCAAAUAUGGCUUUGGCACGACGAGCGGGCUCCUCUGUGGAGCCCGCUCAAAUGUCGGCCAUUGUGCCGUUCCUCUUCUUGGUUCACGCGGAGAUGCAAGCGUUUACUAUUUUUGCUUUGUACGUUGCUCUAUCUCAGAGCAUCCAGUUUUCCUCUGCUGUUACGCCUGCGAAUUAUUCUGCGACGUCAACGACAGCCCACGGACAACAAACGACGCGUGAUAAACAAGACAGCUCAUCGUCAAGCAACACAACUAACUCGGAAUUAUCAUCAUCGGCGAGUAAAUCUGUGGCUAAUUCGAAUACGAAUAGGAUUACGAAAACGCAUACGCAACAGCCAAGUCUAACCUGGUCAGCUAACACCGAGUUGAAGCUCGCCGCAUUGCAAUCUGAAAUUGAAUUGCAGUGUAUUGAUACCAAUCCCGAAACUUACCAACACAGACAACAACGUAGAGAACCCCCGAGCGAAUUUACAAAAACAACGAGCAGUCCAGCGAAUACGAUCUUAUUGGAGGCAGCAAUACCGUUUCCCACAACCAUCAACGAGUCUCUUGUAUUGCCACAAGAAGUUUACAAUUAUCAGAUACCAACAAUCAUUAUGCAACAAUAUCAUCCCUACCGUAUCGCUCCUGUGUACAACUACAGGCCGGCGGCGCCAGUUCCCAAAGCUCAUCAGCACUCAUCCGGGUAUAGUUUCUGUCUGAAGUGCCCGCCUGUUGUGGUCGGUGUUCCAGUCCCAGGGGAGCUUCGUACCACAACCGUCGUAAGACGAGGUCACCACGAAUUGUCCCGUGAUUUGCAAAACAAGGAAGCUGCGAAGAAGAAUAGAGGACGAGCAAAGGCUUACAGUGACUAUCUGGAGCGAGUAGCCCAUCGGCUGUCCUGGGAGAAUAGAUGCCGUGAACAGCGUUUGUACACGGCGAAGGUGCGCAGCAAACAGCUAGAGGCGGAAACACAGGAGCUCAUGAAUGCGCUGAGGUCUGCGAUCCAGGCUAAAGAAGCAAUCGAGUUGGAAGCACUGCUCGCGUUCGAGGUGUCACCUGCUUCGACUGUCAUGGCAUCUGCCGAGUCAACCCCCGCACAACCGGUGACAACGGCGUCACGUGGUGUACUGCCGAUGCAGACGUUUGCUUGGGCACAAUCGAUGGCUGUGGAUUCCGAUCCGAACAUAGCAGCUUUAGAACUUUUACCAGAUUUCUCGACACUUCCUAUGUCUUAUAGGUGA
This is a messenger RNA of Sphaeroforma arctica JP610, 1245 nucleotides long. RefSeq lists its product as hypothetical. The transcript is spliced from 2 exons. The record is from RefSeq and is a predicted model, not a curated record. Lineage: Eukaryota; Ichthyosporea; Ichthyophonida. Gene Ontology annotation, biological process: regulation of DNA-templated transcription. Gene Ontology annotation, molecular function: DNA-binding transcription factor activity. Bases 1 to 1245 code for a protein of 414 amino acids.